Messenger RNA from Amaranthus tricolor (Joseph's coat), 3509 nucleotides. RefSeq names its product LEAF RUST 10 DISEASE-RESISTANCE LOCUS RECEPTOR-LIKE PROTEIN KINASE-like 1.1. Gene Ontology annotation, molecular function: polysaccharide binding; ATP binding; protein kinase activity. Bases 563 to 2590 code for a protein of 675 amino acids. The record is from RefSeq and is a predicted model, not a curated record. Lineage: Eukaryota; Viridiplantae; Streptophyta; Magnoliopsida; Caryophyllales; Amaranthaceae. The transcript is spliced from 4 exons. Gene Ontology annotation, biological process: protein phosphorylation.
UAUUCCUAAUACUACAAUUUAACAAAAUUUUCUCGCAUUUUGAUUUGGCGUAUUUUAUUUCUCUUGAUCUGAUUUGUCGUAUUUUGAUUCAUUGAUCUAAAUAAAAAUACCACGUAGUUUUUCAAAAUCGAAAAUUAUAAUUAGUAUGAGAGAGAGCUUGAAUUGGUCACGUCUAGAGUUUUAAAGGAAACAAAAUAUUGGGUUAAAAGUCAAAUUUAAAGUCGGAUUUCCUUCAGGGUCGGAGUCGAGUCGGAGUGUAAGAUUUUUAAUAAGGUCCAACUCUGAUCCGUCUCUAACUCGGAUUCUGAUCAUGAAGUUGGAGUUGGAGUCGGAUAACCUUUUCCUCGGACUCGAAUCGGAUGAUUUUUUUCUCGGAUCGAGUCGGACUAGGGUCAGAUUCAAACUGAAUUGUCUUCCCUAUCUGUGCGGCCUCUUUGGAGUCUGGUUUCCUCUUUCAUGUUUAACACGCUAAGAAAGCAACAUUCUAUGGUUAAUAAAUAGAUAUAUUAGUUUGUACUUGAGUAAAUAAACAAGAAACUCAUAUUUCCUUGAAAACUUAAACAUGGCUUCCUAUUCCUUUAUCCUACACUUCCCCAUCAUAACCCUUUUUUUUUUCUUAUUAACCAUUGUAGAGUCCAAUGGAGACUAUGACACUACACAAUGCUCUAUUCCAUAUUCAUGCGGGUCAUUAAAAAAUGUCACGUACCCAUUUUGGGGAGUUAACAGGCCCAUGUUCUGUGGGAUUUCAGCAUUUAAGCUUAGCUGUCUCAAUGAUUCAGGAUUUUCUACUAGAAUGAACAUAUUUAGUGACGAACACCCAAGUACAAGAGUGCUUAGCAUCAAUACAUCUUCACACAAAUUGGUUUUAGAGCAUAACUUAGACUGGUCAGAACAUUAUCACACUAAUCAUAAUACAACGUUGCUUCCUUUUUUAAAGCCAGAUGUUGGAUAUACGAGUAUAAGCUUAUUAUGUGGUUGUAAUAACUCUUGUUCUAGAUAUUACAAGUCUUUUAACUGUACCAACUUUUGUGUUUCCAAUAGUACUACUGUUUAUUACUCUGAUGAGCACUCAGAUAUCAGCAGGACAGAUAAAUCUUGCUCAUGUGAGAGCAAUAGGACUUAUGUGGUGAAUAAGAGAGCUUUGUCUGAGCUUGGAAAAAAUGUCUCGUUUACGAUGCUCUUGAAGAAGUGGCCAAAAUUUGGCUUGAAGAUUGUGUUGAACUUCACUGCUUGUUCCAUGUGUGAGGAUUCUGGCGGCAGCUGCGGAUCAAAAAUAGAUACAAUUCCAGAUCGUUUUCUAUGCUAUUGCCAAGAUGGACAACAGCCACUACCGUGUCAUACCAUUCGCGAGAAAAAAAUUGGAAUAUAUCUGGGAUUAGGAAUUGGAGGAGGCACAGUUAUUCUUGUAGCCAUCAUAGCCAUUUGCUACCUGAGGAAGAUGAAACUUGGGUGCUUUGCCAGUAGUCCAUCAGACCUUGAACGUGAAAGCAGACACUUCGGUUUGCCACUCUUUUCUUACAGUGAACUUGUAGCUGCUACUCGCAGCUUUGAUCAAUCAAAUGAACUUGGUAGUGGAGGCUUUGGAACAGUUUAUUACGGAAAGCUAAAAGAUGGAAGAGAAGUAGCAGUAAAGCGCCUUUUCGAAAAGAGCUACGGAAGGGUUCAACACUUUAUGAACGAAGUAAAAAUUCUUACCAAAUUAAGACACCAAAACCUUGUGUCCCUCUAUGGCUGUACUUCCCUAAACAGCAUAGAACUAAUCCUUGUAUAUGAGUAUGUUAAAAAUGGCACAGUGGCUGAUCAUUUGUUCGGAAAAUUCUCAAAAUCCGGAUUACUUCCCUGGUCUGUUCGCCUCAAAAUUGCAAUAGAAACAGCCACUGCACUCUCCUACCUACACGCUUCUGAGAUUGUACACCGUGAUGUUAAAACUAACAACAUUCUCCUUGACAGCAACUUUAGUGUUAAAGUGGCUGAUUUCGGGCUUUCUAGACUUUUUCCGACUGAUGUAACUCAUGUUUUAACAGCCCCGCAAGGGACUCCUGGGUACUUAGACCCUGAGUAUCACCUGUGCUAUAAGCUAACUGAUAAGAGUGAUGUUUACAGUUUCGGGGUAGUCCUCAUCGAGCUGAUAUCUUCUAUGCCUGCAAUUAACAUGGACAGGGAAAAACUUGAGAUCAACUUGUCCAACUAUGCAAUGAGCAGAAUCCAACGGUGUGAAUUUGAUGAGUUAGUGGACCGAGAACUUGGGUUUGCAAAGGAUUUCAAGGUUAGGAGAAUGACAAUAUCAGUGGCAGAGCUCGCAUUUCAGUGCCUACAACAUGACAACGAAUUCAGGCCAUCAAUGAAUGAAGUUCUGGAAAAUCUCAAGAGGAUUGAGUGUGUUGAUUAUGAAGCAUUGCAGGCAGAAGAGAUGGCUAAAAAUGGUGGGGAAGAAAUGGUUAAAAUGCAUAGAAAUAAAGUACCGCCGCGUUCCCCUACAGAGGAUGAUCAAGCACAACUGUUAAGCAAUCAUCAGCUAUAUCCACCUUCCCCAAUCUCCUUGAUGGAUAAAUGUUUUAGUAUGUCCACUGCAUCAAACAACAGCAAGUAAGUUCUGUGAGUCUAUAAUCUAUAUACAUAGUAAUUAGUUGAUACUCUUUCUGUCCCUUUGAGUUUGACACAAUUAUGUGUAUUUUUGAGUCAAAAACUAAAUAAGCUAUCACAAAUUUUUGUGAUAGACGGUUUCUUUGAGUAAUCAUCUCUAAUUGGCUGGCCCCCUUAUAUAUUUUUUAAAAUAUUGUAAGUAGGCAUUUAAAAUAAUAUAAGUAAACAUUUUGAAUAUUGUAAGUAGGCAUUAAGGAUAAUGUAAGUAGGCAUUAAGGAUAAUGUAAGUAGGCGUUAAGAUACGUCUCACAAGAGACUAGCUGAUCAUCUAUUGAUGAUGAGGUGUAUGAGCACUUGGUGGGGCCAGCAAUGGCUUGCAUGGAUGAGCAAGCUAAGGAUCAUACAUGUCAAGAGUUUGAAUCAAGGAAGUGGGAAAAUGUGAUAAAAUCGAGGAUGAACGAUGGAUACAUGGGCUGCUCGAUCGAGCAAAACAUCAGCAAGCAGCCAAUGAGUUCUUUGAUUGUAUGCUCGAUCGAAAAGUGAUAAAGACAGAUAGAGAAUAUUUCAUUAUACUGGUCUUUUAGAAAAAAAAAUUGUUACGUUAAAUGUAUUUCUAUGUUACUUUCUUCCUGAGGAAUACUUGCAAUUGUAUGAUGCAACAGGGUAGACUUUAAUUCAUAAAUAGUUAACGAUUACUUUCCAAAUAUUCAUUGGAAAAACUCCUUCAUAUAACUCAAAUUUCUUGACUCCUGACCAUUACACAAAUGUUAGAUGACAUAAUUUUGUUUAAUCUAUACCCCAUUGAUUUGAAACGUAAGGAGUAUAUAAUAUUGGCGCUCAAACGAUUUUGAAUUGAAAUUAAUUGGAAGGAUUAUUUGACUAAGAUAAUGUAUUGAUUCAUAUAAUUGACUUUUUGAGGUUAAGAU